Zingiber officinale is the source of this 943-nucleotide messenger RNA. RefSeq names its product protein C2-DOMAIN ABA-RELATED 11-like. The record is from RefSeq and is a predicted model, not a curated record. The coding region runs from base 224 to 739 and encodes 171 amino acids. The transcript is spliced from 4 exons. NCBI's taxonomy places the organism in Eukaryota, Viridiplantae, Streptophyta, Magnoliopsida, Zingiberales, Zingiberaceae.
UCUGCGGACGGCACCAGAUGGCGUGAGACGGCUAAUUUCCACGCCGGACCCAGCGACGGUCUCACCGCCUUAAAAUCGACACGACGCCUCUCUCGCCGUUCGCUUCCGCUUUCCCCUCUUCUUCGUCGGCUCACUCCGCUGCCGCCAUUCCCGAUCUCUUCAGUAUUGGUUGGUUCCACGGGGAGGAGUUUGACGAAGGAGAAUAUUUGGUACCAUAAAAUUCAUGGAGGCUGAGGCAGGGCUUCUUAAGGUGAUUGUCUCUAGUGGGAGGAAUCUGGCGAUCAGGGAUUUUAUUAGCAGUGAUCCUUAUGUUGUAGUUAAAGUUGGAAAUCAGACUGCAAAGACAAAGGUGAUUAAUAGUUGCCUUAAUCCUGUUUGGAACGAAGAACUAACAUUCCAUGUAAAAGAGCAUCUAGGUGUACUGAGAAUGGAAGUAUUUGAUCGGGACACAUUCAAGUUUGAUGACAAAAUGGGGCACGCCUUCCUUGAUCUGCAGCCCCUCGCCUCUUCUUCGAAGCUCAAACAAGCUCUGCAGCUCACCACUGGUGAGACAAGGCUGAGGAGACUAACUCCAGACAGGGACAACUGCCUCUUGGCUGAUAGCUUUAUCACAUACACCAAUGGCGAAAUUGUGCUGGAAGUAGGUCUGAGGCUUUGUGAUGUGGAGUCCGGUGAGUUAUAUGUCACAGUUAAGUGGAUCGAUCACCCAAUUGCUUCAGACUGUCGAAAAGAGAGGUAAUUAAAUUUCCCUGUCUGGCUUUGUUGUGAAAUGGAAACAAUGACUUGUAAAUAUUUCACAAUGUUGUCAAUCACUAUAUCUAUCAGGAUCUUAGUUUGUCCCGUAAAUAGAUUAGUAGUUGAAUUCUGUGUACAGCUGCAGAUACUUGUUACACUGAAUACCAACUUUUAGGCAAUUUGCUAAAGAAAGUUUUCAGUGAUCAAA